This is a messenger RNA of Dovyalis caffra, 1524 nucleotides long. The record is from the annotation of a GenBank genome assembly. Lineage: Eukaryota; Viridiplantae; Streptophyta; Magnoliopsida; Malpighiales; Salicaceae.
AUGGGGAAGCAGGCAGAAAUGUCGGAGCCAAAGGACCCGGCUAUUAAGCUAUUUGGGAAGACUAUUCAAGUGCCAGAGUUCUCUAUCACUACUACAACUUCAGAUGAUGAUGAUAGUCAAUGUCAAGACCGUCCAUCUUGUGCAAACUCUUCUCCUCUUGACGAGACCAGUACUGAUAAUAACAAUAAUAACAGAGAUCUUGGAGAAGAAGAUAUAGAAACUGAUGAUAAGGACCCGGUGGAAGAAAAACCAACUGAGAAACAGGAUCUUGAAGCUUCACCUGUAGCUAUAGAAGAGUAUUCAAAUCCAGAUGCAACCUCAGAGACAGGUGAAAACCCUAAAACACCUUCCAUUGAGAGAGAGAGCACAGCAUUGAAAACUUCAAAGACAGAAGAAGAACAGAGUGAUACAAGUAAUUCACAAGACAAGACCCUGAAGAAACCUGACAAGAUCCUUCCAUGCCCCCGCUGCAAUAGCAUGGACACCAAGUUCUGUUACUACAACAAUUACAAUGUGAACCAACCCCGACACUUCUGCAAGAAUUGUCAGAGAUAUUGGACAGCUGGGGGUACCAUGAGGAAUGUGCCUGUGGGUGCCGGUCGUCGCAAAAACAAAAACUCAGCUUCUCAUUACCGUCACAUAACCAUUCCUGAAGCUCUUCAGAAUGUUCGAUCUGAUGUUCCAAAUGGAGUCCACCAUCCUUCACUGAAAACUAACGGAACAGUGCUAACCUUUGGCUCUGACACACCCCUUCAUGAAUCAAUGGCUUCUGUAUUGAAUCUUGCUGAUAAAACAAUGCGGAAUUGCACAAGAAAUGGGUUUCAUAAGCCUGAAGCAAUGAGGAUUCCAGUUUCUUAUGGAGGUGGAGAAAUUGGUGAUGACCAUUCUAAUGGAUCUUCAGUUACAGUGUCAAAUUCAAGUGACGAGGCAGGCAAAAGUGUGUCAAAAGAAUCAGCUAUGCAGAAUUGUCAGGGCUUCUCCCCUCAGAUACCAUGUUUUUCUGGAGUUCCCUGGCCAUACCCUUGGAAUUCAGCUCAAUGGAGCUCACCAGUACCCCCACCUGCGUUUUGCCCUCCUGGUUUUCCUAUGCCAUUCUAUCCUGCAGCGGCUUAUUGGGUACCGGGUGCUUGGAAUAUCCCUUGGCAUCCACAGCCAACUUCACCAAAACAAACCUCCAUGAACUCUGGCCCAACUUCUCCAACCCUAGGGAAACAUUCAAGGGAUGAAAGCAUGCUCAAAUCUAGCAACUCUGAAGAAGAGCAGUCAAUGAAAGAAAAUAGCACUGAAAGAUGCCUUUGGAUUCCGAAAACGCUGAGGAUUGAUGACCCUGGAGAAGCUGCAAAAAGCUCUAUAUGGACGACACUUGGGAUUAAGAAUGAUAAAUCUGACUCGAUUGGUGGGCGAGGACUCUUUAAGGCCUUUGAAUCAAAGAUCGAAAAGCAUCAUGCAGCCGAAUCCUCUCCAGUCUUACAAGCUAAUCCUGCGGCACUGUCUAGAUCUCUCAAAUUUCACGAGAGCUCGUAA